Camellia sinensis is the source of this 1264-nucleotide messenger RNA. Lineage: Eukaryota; Viridiplantae; Streptophyta; Magnoliopsida; Ericales; Theaceae. The record is from RefSeq and is a predicted model, not a curated record.
UCUAAGCCCACUGGGAUCAGUGGACCAUCAAGUUUUUGUUUUUUCACCCCCUCCAGGUCUAAUUAAUUUCUUUCAGCCUUCAAGUAGUGUAUAUGAUUAUUGAGUUUUCUUUUGUAGCAAAAUAACUUAUAGUCAGGACAAGUCAUUUGGAAUUAUUAUCAUAUUUAUAAUUUUUUAUUUUAUUUUAUAAGAUUAUCUUAUUUUGUGUUAAUAAGCCAUUUUACAAUAAUGUGAAAGCCACUGCUAGGCUUUCUUUUCUUUUGUUUUUUCAUAUUUUGGUUAUAUGAAGAACUACUUCUGAUUUCCUUGUUUUUUUUUUAUUCAAAUUUUAUCCUAGUUGAUUUGCUUUUAUCUUAAUGGCCAAGUUAGUGGCACACUUCUAAAUGUCUUUGAUGUUACCUACCAAAUAAAAGGCCCGUGUAGGAAGACCAUCUAAUUCUUUGGAAAUGAUCAAUUGAAACCCUCUAAUUGUUUUUCCAGACCUAAAUAUUUCUCUAGAGAACCGGUAAAUGCUUCUGCUACAAAAAAGGUUGUGAUAAAAAAUGCUCAAUUUUUCCUGUUAAAUGAUCCUCUUUAGAUAAUUUGUUCGGAAAUUUACAAGGAUUAAAUUAAACUAUAGUGAGACCUACUAAUAUCCUCAUAACUAUAUUUCCUAUGAAUAUAUAAAGGUAUGUGAGAAAUCAAUCUCUGAUUAUGGUACUGGUCCAAACCCAUUUGUUGCUUCACAAUUAACAAGAGCCAAGAUGCUGGCCAGUGGCUAUUUUGUUCGGCCUUUUGAGGGGGGAGGGUCAACCAUUCACAUUGUUGAUCAUCUGGAUCUUGAGGCAUUGACUGCUCCUGAGGAGCUUCGGCCUCUUUAUGAAUCAUCCAAACUUGUCGCACAGAAGAUGACAGUUGCUGCACUGCAUUACAUUAGGAGAAUAGCUCGAGAAAGAAGUUGUGAGGUAGGACAUGGCAAGGAACCUCCCUUACGAACCUUCAGCCAAAGAUUGAGCAGGGGCUUCAAUGAUGCGGUCAGUGGAUUCAAUAAUGAUGGUUGGUCAUUGAUGAGCUAUGGUUCUGCUGAAGAUUUAGUAAUUUCUAUUAACACAACCAAGAAUUUUGGGACCAUUUCAUAUCCUGUUGAUCCUCAACCUCUAGUUGGAGGAAUCCUUUGUGUGAAAGCCUCCACACUACUCCCAGUGAGUUUUAAAAUAGAAAUUUAAGUAAUGCUGUCUGUAUUAUUAUAUUUUCCAUUUAUUUCCAUCGUAAUCAGGGAGGUAGU